Hypoxylon trugodes is the source of this 2117-nucleotide messenger RNA. Its product is annotated as Aldehyde/histidinol dehydrogenase. NCBI's taxonomy places the organism in Eukaryota, Fungi, Ascomycota, Sordariomycetes, Xylariales, Hypoxylaceae. The transcript is spliced from 2 exons. Bases 475 to 2013 code for a protein of 512 amino acids. The record is from RefSeq and is a predicted model, not a curated record. Gene Ontology annotation, molecular function: oxidoreductase activity, acting on the aldehyde or oxo group of donors, NAD or NADP as acceptor.
UAGCUUGAGACAUGGAUGAUAUUUUUAGUUGAUUUCGAAUUUUUUUGUCAACGAGAAUUGGAUAAUUGCUCAUUCUCUUAGCUCUAGGCAUCGACGAGUAGCUACGCCAUUAAGAUAAAGUACGUCUUCUUCAAGCACCUACUUCUAUUCCGCCGUAUACUUGAAAUUCCAGAGCGUAGACUAUCCCGGUCAACCAACUAAGCGAUGUCAACUAAAUCGUAACUAUUCGAACUAGCGAAAGUCGAGAGGAGGGGCGGAGUCAUGAUUCCGACGCAUAUCAAUGUGAAUGAGCUGAGUUGGAGAUGUGGAGACAACAUAUUGCCCCAUUCCGAUCGAUAUCUUACGAAGCAUCAUACGCUACAUGAAAUAAACUACCCUCAGCGGCCUUUCAUAUUGCGCGGCAUUAUUAGUAGCUUUACCUUUGUUGGUCUCGCUGCCAUGAUCUAAAAAUUGUGACAGUUCAAGCAAUACAGAAUGGACGCCAAAGCUUUAGAAAUAGGAGUUGAUGGGAAGCAAAAACCGGACUCGAAAGAAGGCAUGGGUGAUCCCCAGGCACUUUUUAUAGAUGGCUCAUAUUGUUCCAGCUUGGAUGGCGCAACAUUUUCUGUUACGAAUCCUAUGACAGGGAAGCACUUAUAUGAAUGCGCAUCAGCGAGUACGGAUGAUUAUGCCCGGGCAAUUCAAUGCGCUUCAAUUGCAUUUAACUCAUGGUCAAGAUCAAGUCCUUCCAGUCGUCGUCUUAUAUUCUUGAAAGCUGCAGACAUCCUAGAAGCUUACCUUGACGGAGACGCACCAGCAAUUCUAUCUGCAGAAGUCUCAGCAACGACGAGCUGGGUUAGGGUGAACAUUCUAGCCACUGUGGGCAUACUCCGUGAAACAGCAGGCUUAGUAACACAUAUCAAAGGUGAAAUUGUGCCAGCCGACCGACCAGGAACAACAAUUCUAAUCGAAAGGGAGCCCCUGGGUGUGGUAUUCGCGAUCAGUCCUUGGAAUGCACCUGUCAACCUCACUGCGCGUGCCGUCGCUACUCCACUCAUAUGUGGCAACACUGUUAUACUCAAACCAUCGGAAUUCUCGCCAAAAAGUCAACAUCUUCUUGUACGUGCCCUUCACGCUGCAGGGCUCCCACCAGGCUGUUUGAACUUUUUACCAGUAUCACCGAGCCAGACCCCAGUCGUCACUGAAUAUGCUGUGAAGCACCCUAGUAUCCGUCAUGUAAACUUCACCGGAAGUGACCGAGUCGGUAGGAUCAUUGCAGGGUGGGCUGCAACUUGCCUGAAGCGAUGUGUCCUUGAACUGGGAGGGAAAGCUCCUGUAAUUGUUCUCGAAGAUGCAAAUCUCGAGGAUGCUGUGGAAGCCGUUAUAUUCGGAGCCCUAGCUAAUGCAGGUCAAAUAUGCAUGUCCACCGAGCGGGUACUCCUUCAUAGCUCUAUAGCAAAAUCGUUCAAGAAUAUUCUCCUUCGACGAAUUGAGGGUAUCAAGGUUGGAAAUCAUGAAGAAGACUCGACGGUAUCGAUGUCCGGCCUAUUUUGCCCCGCCUCAGCCGAUCGCGUGCAGACUUUACUGAACGAAGCCAUCAAAUCGGGUGCUAAAUUGCUAUACGGUGAUACAUCAGUAUCGGGGCCAAAUAGUACAAUAAUGGGACCUCAUAUCAUAGAUGGUAUAACGCCUGACAUGGAAAUAUUUCACAAGGAGAGCUUUGGACCACUCAUUUGCCUAUGUUCAUUCGAAACCGAUGAGGAGGCAAUAGGACUUGCUAACGGUACCGACUUCAGCCUGUGCGCUGCCGUUUUUUCGCAGGAUAUAAUGAGGGCACUUGAGGUGGCACGGCGAGUAAAGGCAGGAAGCUGUCAUAUCAAUGGUCCUACAGUCUAUAUCGAGGCGACUCUACCUAAUGGUGGUGUCGGGGGUAGUUCUGGAUAUGGCCGCUUCGGUGGGAUCGCAGGAGUGUACGAAUUUACAGAGCCUAAAAUAAUUAGUCUCGGUAAAUCAGGGAUGAAAUAUUCUUUCUAAGCAAGAAUUACAUAGAAAACAUUAUGAUAAUUCGACGCAUGUCAAUAUCCAAGCUUCAAUAAAGCUCUAAUAAUUUUUAUUGAAGUGGACUUAGAAGGUUGAAG